Sorghum bicolor (sorghum) is the source of this 1029-nucleotide messenger RNA. Its product is annotated as DNA replication complex GINS protein PSF2. NCBI's taxonomy places the organism in Eukaryota, Viridiplantae, Streptophyta, Magnoliopsida, Poales, Poaceae. Gene Ontology annotation, biological process: double-strand break repair via break-induced replication; DNA replication. Gene Ontology annotation, cellular component: GINS complex; nucleus. The transcript is spliced from 8 exons. The coding region runs from base 113 to 748 and encodes 211 amino acids. The record is from RefSeq and is a predicted model, not a curated record.
GUCGAUCUCUGCUCGCUCUCGCCUUGCCGCCUCCGACCCGCAGCGCCUCCAUUUCUCUCUCGCUCCCAAUUCCCGACGCCAGCCAGGUUCGUGUGUUCGGCGGCGGGCAUUCAUGGCGGGGCAGUCCGACCCGCACCUCUCCAUCUUCUCGCCCUCCGAGGUGGAGUUCGUGGCGGAGGAUGAGAUCGUCCAAAUUGUCCCCAACAUCCGCAUGGACGCCGUCAACAUGAUCUGCGGGGAUUUCGGGCCCUUCUUCCCACAGAUCCCCACCAAGGUGCCGCUCUGGCUCGCCGUCGCGCUCAAGAAGCGUAGCAAGUGCACCAUUCGCACCCCAGACUGGAUGACUGUUGACCGCUUGACACAGGUAUUGGAAGCUGAAAGAGAGUCGCCUCGAGAAUUCCAGCCAUUACCAUUCCACUAUAUUGAAAUUUCUAAGCUGCUAUUUGAUCAUGCUCGUGAUGACAUCUCAGAUGCAUACCUGGUGAGAUCUCUAAUUGAGGACAUCAGAGAUGUCAGAUUCCACAAGGUUGAGACUGGAUUAGAGACGAUAUCUGGACGCACCCAUGCUGUAAAGCUCAAAAAUCUCUCUGCAAUGGAAGUGAACAUUGUCCGUCCUUUCAUGGUGAGAACUUUGCAGGCAUUCUAUAAGCACGAUUGUCCACAGAUGAUUCAGCAAGCAGAUAAUAUAGGGAGCAGAGCAACACCAGUUACAGACCGUGCUCCAAGAAGAGAUCUAAGGCGCAGGUAGUGAGCAUGACUGCCACUUGUAUUGUCAAAUAAUUCUGAGGACAGCAGUAAGUGAAGGUACUGGCAUUGCUUUCUUGCAAUAGUACCAGCUAAGUGUGUGCUAAUGUCCUAACGAGCCCUGAGAUCUAUCAGAUAGUAAAGCAAUGGUGCAUCAUAGUUUGUCUACUCUUUAGAGGGAACUGGCACUGCUCUUCUCCAUUUGGAAAUUGUACUGUAGCUUUGUUUUGCCCAAAGAAUGACUUGACUUAUUCUUAUUAUAUUAAAUGCAAGUGUGUUGCCUCA